UUUCCAAUUGAAUAUAUCGACUUGAAUAAUAUAGUUAGUCUUGUAGUAGUAGCAGUAGUUCCCUUCUCUUCGUUUAAAUUAUCUGUUCUAAUCUAACCUUAAAUCUUCAAUAUCUGCGUCAAGGAAGGCUAAUGUUUUUGUUAUUUUUAUUGGUUUGAAAAUGUGAUUGAUUUGAAGACAAAAUAUUAUGAUUUAAUUAGACGGAUUUACACGUUUGCUUCGGAUGCUUUCACUAAAUAGACAUUUUUAUAGCAGGCAACGUGUAAGCAAGAGAGACCAAGAAGCUAAUGAAUAGCAAAAAACACAUAUUGUUAUUUAUGAAUUUUAAAUUGCUACUCGUAUUAUUCUCAAGUUCUAGGACUUUAAUGGCUGAACCGGAGGUCUUUAUGAUAUCAACUCAUUUCAAAUGUAGGGGUGGGACAUACCCUCGAUCAAAUAUACAAAGAUUUUUAGUUCCCGAUGACAAAAUUAGCUGGUCAACUCAAUAUAAUGACUACAAGCCCCCAAAUUAUACUGAACCUGCCCUCAAUGGAAAGCCCUGGGCAGAUCCCGAUUUAGGUGACAGUACCUUUAAACCAAAAUGGAAUAAUAUUGAUGGCAAAAUAAGUAGAAAAAGUUACAUGGGUGACUACCACAUUGUUAAUGGGUAUCCAUUGAAUCCGAUUGGGCGAACUGGACUUUGUGGGCGUGGAAUUCUGGGUCGUUGGGGACCAAACCAUGCAGCAGAUCCUGUGGUCACAAGAUGGAAGAGAUUGAAUUCUGGAGAAAUUGUGCUUGAUAAUACUAAUAAGCCAAUCCUUCAAUUUGUAGCUAUCAAACGUGGUGACACAGGAGAGUGGGCUUUGCCCGGAGGCAUGGUGGACCCUGGGGAGAAGGUUACCACCACAGCUGUCAGAGAAUUUCAGGAAGAGGCCAUUAAUGCCUUAGUCAUGUCUAAAGAGGAAAGAGAAGAAUGGACAAAUAAGUUUGAGAAGUUCUUUAGUGAAGGUGAAGUGGUGUAUGAGGGUUAUGUGGAUGAUCGGCGCAAUACAGACAAUGCAUGGAUGGAGACCAUAGCUUAUAAUUUCCAUGAUGAAAAAGGCUCCAUUGUUGGAGCUCUUAAUCUGCAUGCUGGUGAUGAUGCAGUAGGGGUGAGAUGGGUAGAUGCCACCCCAGACAUGAGUUUAUAUGCCAGCCAUGACUCCAUAUUGAAGGAAGUUGUAAAACGCCAUCUGGGUAUUGGAAAGAGUUAAAAUUAGGUUUUUAUUGUUAUGCAAACUUGCUUGUGAUAUAAUGAAUAAGUAUAAAAUUUAGCAUUUCUAAAUAUAUUACAAAUUAGUUUGAAACAAACUGAAAAAGUAGUCUCUUUUAAUUGUAAGUGAAGUUUUAAUUUUGUUUUGUAUUAGAACACAUCGGAUAAAUUAAAAACAUGUAUUUA
This is a messenger RNA of Plodia interpunctella (Indianmeal moth), 1417 nucleotides long. RefSeq lists its product as uncharacterized. NCBI's taxonomy places the organism in Eukaryota, Metazoa, Arthropoda, Insecta, Lepidoptera, Pyralidae. The record is from RefSeq and is a predicted model, not a curated record. Gene Ontology annotation, molecular function: ADP-ribose diphosphatase activity. The transcript is spliced from 4 exons. Bases 288 to 1232 code for a protein of 314 amino acids.